Mytilus trossulus (common blue mussel) is the source of this 2347-nucleotide messenger RNA. RefSeq lists its product as uncharacterized. The transcript has 2 exons. NCBI's taxonomy places the organism in Eukaryota, Metazoa, Mollusca, Bivalvia, Mytilida, Mytilidae. The record is from RefSeq and is a predicted model, not a curated record. The coding region runs from base 1115 to 2347 and encodes 410 amino acids. Gene Ontology annotation, molecular function: nucleic acid binding; zinc ion binding.
CAAUUUUUACAAUUUGAGUUAAAGUAUUUUGAAGUUUAAAUUUUUAUUUUAUUUCUAAAAUUUCUUCUUACAAAAGUUACAUUAUUUUUGGAAUGUUAAUUUUUUAUAAAGAAGAAUGACAUACAACUUUAAUAUUUAGAUUACGUAAUUAAGACGGAUAACAAAGAGACAUGUAAGCGCUAAAUUAUUUACUUUGGAUUAUGGACCUUACAUGUAAAUUAAGGCUUUUGUUAAACAACCUUUUCCUAUGACUCAUGUGUUAAAUUGUUUAUAACACCUGUCACCCAUGACUGGAUUAUUGACCAACCAGUGAAAAUAGGUUGUGGUCAAGGGAGUUUUACAAGGUAAUUUUUGAUUGGUGAAAACUGGAGAAAGUUAAGAAAUCAGUGAUCAUGUGACCACGCCCGCAUGGAAACAAUUUAUGUUUUCAACGGUCACUUUGAUUACUGAUUUCAAGAAAUAAACAUCUAUAUUUACUAGAACUUUCUCUUGUUUUACACCAGGUAAGCUGAAUUAUAUUUUUAAUAUUUUUGUUCUAUUUAAAUUAAAGAGUUUAGCUCGCUUUAUAUUUUGGAAAAGCUAACUAAAGUUAAAAUUCAUUUUAUGAUAUUCACUUUAAUUAAUUGUAUAUAUUUUGUAUAGAUUAUAUUUCGUUUCCAUUGAGAUUAAUUAUUUUUAUGUUGGUUACGCUUAGGACGCGAUGCUUUUUAUUUAUGUAAACAAUUGAGAUACAUUUCAAGAAUUUAUUUAAUUCAUAUCUAUUUUAUGUUUAGAAACAUUUAGUUAAUUUUAUAAUAGUUAUUUGUAAAAGAUUAUUUAAAGUCCGGAAAUAUUUCAUAUUGUAUCCGUAUUAAUUUUAAGUAUUACAAUGUCCAGGGGAGAUAAUUUGUAAUUUUUAUUUGCCGGGAGAAAUGUCUUUUGUUGAUAAAGCAAUGAUUAAGAGUUAAAUCGAAAGCUAAAUAACAUAGACAUGAGACCUUAUAUUCUACUUUAUUAUUCUGUGCUAAAAGUCAUCAGACACAGCACGAGAAGUUGGUACAACAUUUGGUGGAGAGACCGAAAGAUCCAAAGCUAGUCCCAAAACAAGUAAGAAGAUAACAUCAGCAACAUACAAAUGCCAGCACCACUGAAUAGCUACCUUCUCCGAAGUCAAGAUACUAUAAGACCAGAAGCAAGGGUGCAUCAACAAGCAACAGAGACAACAGCUUCAACGUCAACAGCUUCAACUUCAACAUCAACAGGUCCUGUCCUAUUAACAGAAACAAUAUCAACUGUGACCACACCCACAUCAACAGAAUCAACUGCAUCAACAGCAUCAGCAACAUCAACUGCACCAACAGCAUCAACACCUGCAGUAGUCCAAGUGAUAAGAGAAGUGAGUGUGAACAUGCCGUCAGGAAUAAACCUAAACAAUUAUGAUGGGAAAUCAUCUGCAUCACAAUGGUGGGGAUAUUUUAUACGUUGGACCCUCAUACAAAAAAUGUGCGAACAACAACAGUGUAAUUCUUUUCCAUUCUUUAUGGCAGAUGGUAUUCCAAAACAAUGGUUUGCAACACUUUCAGAUACUGUGCAUAAUUCAUUACAGCUAUUGAAGGAUGAAUUUUUCAAACGCUUUGAAAAAUCACAAGGGCUGUUUGAUGUUAACAUUCUCCACUUAAAACAAGGCCAAAACGAAAGAGUGGAUGAGUUUAUGGCAAGAUUACAGGAAAACACCAUAGGACAGGACAUUCCUGACAAUAUAAAGAUAGGCAUUGCAAUUCAAGGUUUCAGAGGGGAGAUAGGGAAAACAGUCCACAACACUUUUCCAAAGCCAGUUACCUUGGAACAAUUAAGGGCCAUUGCAGAAAAUGCAGAGAAAUCGGAACAACUUGUACCAGCAUCGUCAAUAACUGCUGAUACGAUUGCAGCAAUACUGGAGGCCAAGAUGCAGGAACCAUUGGAGGAAAUUAGAAGACUGCAUACCUCGAUCAACAUGGCAAAACCAAACCAGCCUCAACAACAGAACAAACACAGGUACAACAAACCAAGACCAAACUAUCAACAAAGACAGGGUUAUCAACAACAACAUGCUUUUGUACCGCAACAACAGUACAUUCAACAACAGCCAGUAGUGUAUAAUGGACAACAGUACAGCCAACCGAUGCCAGCAGCAGUACAGAAUCCAUAUCACCAGCAGCAGCAACAACAACAACAAGAUGAUGGUUCAUGUGAAAAUUGUGGUAUGUUUUGUGGUACUAAUUGCCCAGCAAGAAAUAAAGAGUGUUUUAAUUGUCAUAAGAUAGGGCAUUAUGGUCGUAAAUGCAGAGGUUCUCAAAAAUCUGGUCAAAACCCCCCUUUUCACCGCUAG